GGUCAGCAACCACUCCAGGAACAAUCACUUCACCAUUGCAAAGAAGAAACCCACAUCCAAGAAGAACGCAAAGAAACAGAACAAGCCAAGAAUAGACCGUCAAGAUCAUGUCCCCCGUCAGCUCGCUUAACGAGGUCUUCCAUUCUCUCCAAGAAUCACUCUCGUCCAUCACAAGUUGCUUUUGCCAACCAGAUGCCACCCUUAAGCUGAACGGACGAACGCUGAAAAUAGUCAAGCUGUUGGGAGAGGGUGGAUUUUCGUACGUUUACCUGGCGCAAGAUCCGUCGUCUGGUAGACUAUUCGCAUUGAAGAAGAUCAGAUGUCCGUUGGGAAGUGAUAGCGUUAACGAAGCGAUCAAGGAAGUGGAAGCGUACAAGCGAUUCCGACAUCCCAACAUCAUCAGAUGUCUAGAUUCUUGCGUCGUACAAGACAAGGAUGGAGAUGGAAAAGUAGUAUAUUUAUUCCUACCCUAUUAUUCCAAAGGAAAUUUACAAGAUUUAGUGAAUUUGCACACCGAUCUAGCACCUUUACCAGAAAACGAGAUAUUGAAGUAUUUUCUUGGGACAGCGCAAGCAGUAUCAGCGAUGCAUGGCCAUGUUCCCAAGAAGACGAUCGUCUCUGAUUCGUAUCCGCCCAAUGGCCUCGAUCUCGAUUCACCUGGAGGACUGACUACGCCGACUAGCAUCACCGAUCGGAAGGGCAAAAGACGACAAAAUAUGGAGGAGGAGCGGAUGGAGGAGGAAGAGGAGGAAGAGGAAGGCUUAGGGAAGACUGAGGAUGAACGGCAAGAGGCCCCCUUGAUGGGCAAUAUGAUCUCAAAUCACAACACCGAUCAAAACCACCAUCAUCAACCAGCUACUAAAGCCCAACGCAAUUCCGGAUCGAUCGAGCCGUGGGCGCAUCGUGAUUUGAAACCGGCAAACGUACUCAUCAGCGAUGACGACCGACCUAUCCUGAUGGAUUUUGGGAGCGCGAUCAAAGCUCGAAUCCCGAUCCCCAACCGAUCUAUCGCUCUUCAACAACAAGAUUUAGCUGCCGAACAUUCUUCGAUGCCAUACCGAGCGCCGGAAUUAUUUGAUGUCAAGACGGGAGAAGAUCUGACAGAAGCGGUCGACAUAUGGUCCUUGGGAUGUGUGCUAUACUGUCUAGCGUAUGGGCAUUCGCCAUUUGAAACGACGGAUACGGUCGAGCAAGGUGGCUCUAUGGCGUUGGCAGUGAUGAACGGCUCCUGGAAGUUCCCGAAUACCAAAGGCUCGAAUCCGAAUCCUAAUGGGAACAAUAACAACUCGAAUCAAAGUCUCCGGGUUUAUAGUGACCGCUUUCAAGAGUUGAUCAAAUCGAUGCUGGUGGUCGAUCCCAAAGCCAGACCGACAAUCUUCGAGGUCAUCGAUUCUGCUCAGGCCAUCUUGGAUCAACAGUCUCAUCACCUUCCUGAAUAAGUCGCUCGGUUAUAUUGUUAUCUGCUUAUUAAUUACUUUGUUGUUUGCAUUUCGAUUAUCUAUCAGUCCUGUUUCCCCAUCCCAAUUAUCGAAGUAUCUUGGCUAGAUGAGCUUGUUGUUCCAGAAGAAAAAAAAAGUAUUAUCAAUAUACAGAUCUGAUGCUGAUAAACCCAUUCAGAAUCAUUCCAAAAAUGGCAUAUCAAUUUGGUUGCAUAGAUAUACAUAUAAUAGAGAGUGUAUGGCUAGCCGUCAAGUUAGAUUGAGUGAUAAUAUAAUGUCAGUGCAAUAAUACAGUUUUUUAUGGGAAUUAAA
This is a messenger RNA of Puccinia graminis f. sp. tritici CRL 75-36-700-3, 1751 nucleotides long. RefSeq names its product NAK protein kinase. Gene Ontology annotation, molecular function: protein serine/threonine kinase activity; ATP binding. Gene Ontology annotation, biological process: protein phosphorylation; vacuolar protein processing; regulation of vacuole fusion, non-autophagic. The transcript has 6 exons. The coding region runs from base 108 to 1439 and encodes 443 amino acids. The record is from RefSeq and is a predicted model, not a curated record. Gene Ontology annotation, cellular component: cytoplasm; Golgi apparatus. Lineage: Eukaryota; Fungi; Basidiomycota; Pucciniomycetes; Pucciniales; Pucciniaceae.